AGAAUUGUCCAAGUUUUGACUUUUAGAAGACUAUUGUGAAAGAACUCAUCGGAAGUCAUGUUGUGUGCACUUCCUUUCGGUAGUUUUUGUUGUGAUUUUCGGUUCCAGGUUCAUUCAGAGAUCAAACAGUGGAAGUCCGCCCGUGUUGUUGCGCACAGAUGUUCUUGAAACAGUAACCGAGGAGAAAGCGGAGGAGGAUGCGUCUUUUCUAAACCGUUGUGGAUGAUGUCUUCUUCUUCGGGGCUUCGCUGGGGACAAAGAAGCCGUUUAAAUGCGGUUGUCCCUCGGUCUCCAUGUGUGUAGGUGGGAACACCUCUGUCUGCGGCAUCGGAAAAAUCCAUGGAUACAGAGGCGAAGUAAAGAUACCCACUCCGUACUGCGUAAAACCUUCUUUCUGUCCGCGCUUCUGCGAAACAGAAAGGCGAGCUUUGGGACGAGCCGAUGUAUCGUUUGGUCAGCUACAAGCACACAGCUGCUGUCGCAUAUCAACAACAUGGCUAAAAACAUGCUGGGAAACUGGAUGUGGAGCUGCUUUUCAGAACCAGUGGCCUUCACAGUCAGGUGUUAGCUUGAUCCUGUGCUGAGAGGAUGCCUGUUGAUUCGGGGCAGUUAUGCUUCACUCCACUGCUGUUGGCCCCGCACAGGAGGGCCCCAGGAACCACAGUGUGUGGCCCCUGGUCAGAGCCAUGCUAAACCUCUCAGAUGUCCCCAUGGACAGCAUCUCCAUGGCCAACACAAGCCCGGUUUGGACCUUAACAUCAGUGUCUCCCACAGGGCCCCCUUCAAGCCUCCAGGGCUUGGGUCUGCCUCUGCAGAUUUUUUUCUGUGUGGUGAUGGUGAUUAUCCUGUUGGUGGCACUGUUGGGGAACGUGGUGGUUUGUCUGAUGGUGUACCAGCGUUCAGCCAUGCGCUCAGCCAUUAACAUCCUACUGGCCAGCCUGGCCUUUGCUGACAUGAUGCUGGCCAUACUCAACAUGCCCUUUGCCCUGGUCACCGUGGUAACCACCAGCUGGAUCUUUGGGGACAUUUUCUGUCGAGUUUCUGCCAUGCUCUUCUGGUUCUUUCUGAUGGAGGGCAUUGCUGUACUGCUUAUAAUAAGCAUAGACCGUUUCCUGAUAAUUGUGCAGAAGCAGGAUAAGCUGAGUCCUCACAGAGCUAAAGUGCUCAUAGCACUCACCUGGGGAUUGUCUUUUAUCUUCUCUUUCCCUCUGGCUGUGGGCUCCCCACUACUACAGAGUCCCUCCAGAGCUCCUCAGUGUGUGUUUGGCUACAGCACAGAGCCUGGGUACCACGCCUACGUCCUCAUCCUCAUGCUAGUCUUCUUCUUUGUGCCAUUCACGAUCAUGGUGUACACAUUUCUGGGGAUUCUGAACACUAUCCGGCACAACGCCAUCCGCAUCCACAGCCGCAGUGACAGCAUGUGCCUGAGCCAGGCCAGUAAACUGGGUCUGCUCAGCCUGCAGAGGCCUUUUCAGAUCAACAUCGACAUGAGCUUCAAGACACGUGCCUUUGCCACCAUCCUCAUCCUCUUCUCUGUGUCCACCGUGUGCUGGGGGCCCUUCACUGCCUACAGUCUCAUGUCCACUUUCAGCCAUGGAUUCUACUUCAAAGACUCAUACUUUCAGAUCAGUACAUGGCUGCUGUGGCUGUGCUACCUCAAGUCAGCCCUAAACCCACUCAUCUACUACUGGAGGAUUAAAAAGUUCCGUGACGCCUGCCUCGACCUGAUGCCCAAGUACGUCAAGUUUCUUCCUCAGCUUCCUGGAAACACCAAGCGCCGCAUCCAGCCCAGUGCUGUGUAUGUGUGCGGGGAGCAUCGCACAGUGGUUUAACUGAUGUGACUCUUACUACUGUUAACGCACAUAUGGAAAACUGCCUUUGUGAUUUUGUUAUUGGAGUUUUUUUUGUCAUCAAAGACCAAAAGGCACUAAAUUAGGAGUACAGAAGUAAGAACAUUUUUAUAUUCAUAGAGUCUGACAUGUUAACUUUUGGCAUUUCAAAAUAGAAGAACCUGAAUAUUUAUGAAAAUGUAUACAAAGUAUACAUUUAGUAAUCUACCUAUUUUGUAAGUGAAAAUCUUUCAAUCAAAAUAUUACAUUGCCUACUGUACAGUGUAUUUGAAGACAUUUUUGAGACCUGUUGAUUACUGCAGUACUUGUGGAAUUCAACCACAAUACUUGAGCUUAAGUGAGUUUGGCAGUGGAGAAGUUAAUUCACAUCUUUUUCACAAGGAAAGGUUUUUGUCAUGUACUGUAUAUAUUAUAGAGUAGGCUGUUACCAAAAUGUGAAUACAACCUCAAAUUUCGCAAUAGGUGUUUUCAGUACUUUUAGUUCCUGACAGACAAUGGCCCUUCUUCUGUAAGCAAGCAUUAUAACAACAGUGCCAGAGUCUUGAAAAAGGCCUAAAAAUAAGCUCUUAAAUUGGCCAUUACUUAGUUUGACCUUGUGUAGUUUAAUUUUACCGUUAUGGAUGUGCCUAUUUGAAUUGCCAGUCAGAAUGCUGCUAAAUCUGGUGAAAAUGUGCAAUUUCAGUGUACUGUACUGUUGAAUGUAAUAAAGAUAGACAUUUCGUACAUUGG
Molecule: messenger RNA, 2579 nt
Organism: Periophthalmus magnuspinnatus
Lineage: Eukaryota; Metazoa; Chordata; Actinopteri; Gobiiformes; Gobiidae
Gene: gpr63
Product: G protein-coupled receptor 63
Exons: 2
Coding region: 612-1832 (406 amino acids)
Biological process (GO): G protein-coupled receptor signaling pathway
Cellular component (GO): membrane
Molecular function (GO): G protein-coupled receptor activity
Source: RefSeq, a predicted model, not a curated record